CUUGUCUCUGUAACCUCGCAGCAGUCGAAUAUUAUCUAUCUAUCUUAACGUACGUAAUAUAUCACUUGCUUAAACCUCCGCCUCAAUCUGCAUUUGCGCCGUGCUUUCCCAGUAUGCCUCCUAUUCGAACAUCACGUACCCGCAAGCCACCUCCGGCGGGUUUCGAUGAUAUCGAAGAUACCUUACUCGAAUUCAGCAACAAGAUGAAAGACGCAGAGAAUGCAUCACACGAUGGGAAGAAGAAGCAUGAGAUGCUGUGGCCUAUAUUUCAGAUAAGUCAUCAAAGGUCUCGGUAUAUAUACGACCUGUACUACGAGAAGGAAGCCAUAUCAAAACAACUCUAUGAGUGGCUCCUCAAGAACAACUAUGCCGAUGCGAACUUGGUUGCCAAGUGGAAAAAGCAAGGCUACGAAAAGCUCUGUUGCCUUCGCUGCAUACAGACAAAAGAAACGAAUUUCAAUGCAACCUGCAUUUGUCGGGUACCGAAAGCGCAACUGAAGGAAGAUCAAACGAUUCAAUGUGUAAGCUGUGGCUGUCGAGGCUGUGCAAGCAGCGACUAGACUUAUGGCAGCGGUGCAAAUGCCAGACAACAACCUUCGCGCGUGGGGCUCCUAACCACUUAUUUAAAGCGGUAACAAUCUGACCAGACGGGCCUCAUAUACGGCGUUUGGGCGGGUAUAAUAUGUUGCCUGUCUUUUGAAAUGUACUCUUUCCUCAUUUCCUGUCUAGUAUGCCUGGACCUGAAGAAAGUCGCCGAUGCUGUAUCUUUGCAUGGUUUCCUUGUUUGGUUGGCUUUCUGCUACGACCAUUAUGAUACCCAAAACCAAAUUCAAGACAUUCAACAAUUUGAACAAAGUAGGAAAAUUAUUUAUGAC
Messenger RNA from Aspergillus japonicus CBS 114.51, 875 nucleotides. RefSeq names its product BUD31 family protein. Bases 114 to 560 code for a protein of 148 amino acids. Lineage: Eukaryota; Fungi; Ascomycota; Eurotiomycetes; Eurotiales; Aspergillaceae. The record is from RefSeq and is a predicted model, not a curated record. The transcript has 3 exons. Gene Ontology annotation, cellular component: nucleus; spliceosomal complex. Gene Ontology annotation, biological process: mRNA splicing, via spliceosome.